Messenger RNA from Amphimedon queenslandica, 1173 nucleotides. Its product is annotated as phytanoyl-CoA dioxygenase-like. The transcript is spliced from 7 exons. Lineage: Eukaryota; Metazoa; Porifera; Demospongiae; Haplosclerida; Niphatidae. The record is from RefSeq and is a predicted model, not a curated record. The coding region runs from base 81 to 1064 and encodes 327 amino acids.
UUUGUAAACUUUAAAAGUUGGCCAUAUUGAAGCCCCGCCUACUCUGAGCCACACCCCCAGACACUCAUCAGCAAUAAACAAUGUCUGGCAGCUCCAGGAGUGACUGUAUUUGUAACGAGAAGGAGCCCCAGGGGGAGGGUAGCAGCUGGUCUUAUCCGGAGUGGAAGGAGGGAGCUGAUAAUUUGAGCUUGUUUCAGAAGCAUGGCUACUUUAUAGUCCGUAAUCUCAUCAGUCCAGAGGAGAUUGAGGGAGCCAAGGGAGCCAUUAGCUCAAUCGUACAGAAAUGGUUCCAACAAUUGAAAUCAAGCGAUGCAACUGAAGAGAAAGACUGGGAAGAGAUAGCUAACAGAUUGCCUGAUCUUCAAGGUAGAGAUGCUUCAGAAGAUGAUGAGCUCUCCAUUCGGAGGCUCUUUAGGAUGGCUCUACAUGACGAGUUCUUUGCUCAGUUCUGCCGUCAUCCUAAGAUCGUUUCCAUGGUAACAGAGCUCUUAGGCCCUGACGUCAAGUUGCUCCAGUCCAUGAGUUUAUUGAAGCCACCUGGUUCUGGUCAGAAGAAGUGGCAUCAAGAUAACGCUUACUUCCGUCUUACUCCAGCAAGGGUUCUUGGUGUAUGGAUAUCAUUAGAUCCAACGGACUGUGCAAAUGGAUGUAUGCACAUGUUACCCUGUUCCCACGGCAGUGGAGUGUAUCCUCACUCUGCCCCAGCUAGUAACCACAUUGACUACUCACUGGUGACUAUACCCCGCCCUAAUGAUGUUGUUCCUGUGAUCAUGAGCCCAGGAGAUGCACUCGUAUUCCACGGAGAGACGGCUCACUAUACCCCACCUAAUGUCACUGGCACUAGGCGUCGCUCCAUUCAGUUCCAUUAUGCCUCAAGUCAUUGUAAACCCACAAAGUGUCCGAGACAAGAGGGAGAGACCCACACUGACCCCACCUUACCCACGGACCCUGAGAAACCCCAUUACUUUGACUGUGACCCACAGUGCAAUGAGCCGGAGUACUGGUACUACAGGAAAGCUGAAGUCCUAGUUGCCGGGAGAGAAUUUGGAGGAGACUUUAUUUGAAAACUGCAGCUGCAUAACAAUCUAUCGCUAAAAUUACAGCUUUAUUAUUGUUAUUCUGUUUAUACUCUAUGUUGUUUCUAUUUUUGCUACAAAUUGUUUUAUUAAUGUU